Peronospora matthiolae is the source of this 306-nucleotide messenger RNA. The record is from the annotation of a GenBank genome assembly. Lineage: Eukaryota; Oomycota; Peronosporomycetes; Peronosporales; Peronosporaceae.
AUGUCGGGCGUGUGGACAAGUGGGCCUAGGAGCUGGGAUGGAACCGUUCUAAUGCUCAUGAAGUGGCUAAAGUAUGCUCAGGCGUACCGAGCUAUACCUAAGGACGUGUUCGGCGACGAUGCUGCCGUGAAAGUACGAAUAGACAAGAAAAAGGCAGAAGAGACAUUGUCGUUCAUGAAGACGCUAUACCGGAAAGAAGACACGAAGGGUCUCGCUGUCACACUGGAGCAGUCUGGCUCAGAUUGUAGAAGUGGCGGAAGAUCUAUCGGUUGGUGUGAGAGUCCGAAGUCGAACACGAGUCCUUGA